UCAUCGCUGUCCCAUCUCCACCUUCAUUUUCAUCCCCAUUUUUGUUUUUCAUGUCGCUUUCUUGAAGCUUUACUCUCUUCCAUAUUACAUUUGAUCCAUCUUGUGGGCUGAGGUAUCAUCUUUGUUAUUAAUUCGGGGGGGAUACGCUUUGUAGAGGUUCUAGAUAUCCGCAUACCGUAACCAGUGGGCACGAAAACCUUCUGUCUCGUCCCUCUUUCCCUGACCGGGAUCGCAUCCUUCACCCUCGCCAUCCUCACCAUCUUGAUUCAUUUCGGGGGUGAAUAGGGUAGUCACCCACCUGCAACAAAGGGUUGGCUGUUGGGUCAUCUCAGCAUUGCCUUGCCGACGGUUCGUCGUUUGAUAGCUUAGGGUUACAAUGGCCACGCAGGGCCCUUAUUCCCCUUCGCCAGGAGGUCAUGUAAACGGUGGCAGCAGUGGUGGUCCUCGGGGUGGAGGUGCUCUCUCCUAUCCCCAGCUAACUCCUCAGGCCCAGUUACUGCAGCAACAACAGCAGCAACAACAACAACUGCAGAAACAGCAGCUGGAUCAUUCUAGGAGGCUUACGGAAUCCUUGAAUUCUCUAACCUUGUCCACGUCCCUAUCAUCGCCACCCGUGAUUGGGAGAACAACCCAUUCACCAUCCCCGCUCUCCCGUCGGGCUAGCAUCGAUUUCCGCUACGGUCCUUCACCCACCCCUUCAUCUCAGGGAUCCGACUCCCCCCGACGCAUCAUUACCCGUUCACCAUCCACUCCUACACUGAAGACGCGGCCUUCCAUCUCUUCCAUGUCCCGCACUUCCUCCCCCAUUCCUGGAAGACCUAGUCCGCUUGCGAGAAAGUCUAGUCUGCUUUCUAUGAGAUCUCCCUCCGCGCCCGAGCCUAUCUUGGAGAACGAACCGGUGAAGCGGGUUCUCCCUCCGCAGGAUAUGUCGGCUCCUACUGUUGUCAUCUUCCAUGAUACUAGCUAUCGGCAUAGGUAUUCUAGGCCCAACACCUCGCUUCAGGAUCUCUCCACUAUCGUUGAGAGACCGGAGCGCAUACCGGCGGCAACCUUGGGUGUUGCUUGCGCCCAGACCCGUGUUGGGAGGAAUAGGCUAUCAAUCCGUAAAUCGGAGCGGAUGGGUAGUUUGUUGGAUCCGGAGGUUAUGUUGGUUCAUUGCCACGCCGCUACUGUCAAAGGUGCCAAGUCAUCAUGGCCCGAAGACCUUGCUGCCAUGUGUGGAUCCGCCGCUGAGAAGCUUAAAAAGGGCGAAUGCGAGGUUCCCAAGAACUAUCACCAAGGCGAUCUUUACCUGUGCGAGGAGAGUAGGGGAGAUCUGGAGGGGUGUCUGGGUGCCCUCUAUGACGGGGUUGACUUGGUGUUUGGGGGGGACCGGCGGAGUGGUACUAUUAGCGAAGAUGGCCAGGAGAGUGGGGGUGUUCGAAGAGCUUUUGUCUGUAUCCGGCCACCUGGUACGCUUGAUUUCCGUCCGGAGCUGGGUAGAUACUAACCACUAGGGGGUAGGUCACCACUGCUCUGAAACACUGCCUUCAGGGUUCUGCUGGUUGAAUAAUGUUCAUAUUGCGGUUGCUCGUGCUGCCCGAGCUCACGGGCUGUCGCAUGCCGUCAUCUUGGAUUUUGAUCUUCACCAUGGGGAUGGCUCCCAGGCCAUUACAUGGACGUUGAAUGAACUGGCGGGAUCAACACACAAUCCAUCCAAAAGAACUUCCGGUAUACAAGUCCCAAAUAUUGGCUACUUUUCGCUUCACGAUAUCAACUCUUAUCCAUGCGAGUACGGUGACAUCGAUAAGAUCAAAAAUGCCAGUCUGAAUUUGAAUGCGCACGGGCAAUGUAUCCAGAACGUCCACUUGGCCUCAUACUCGACGGAAGAGGAAUUCUGGACCUUAUAUAAAGAGAAGUACUCUGGCCUGAUCACAAAAGCUCGGGAGUUUCUCUCUGCCGCGGCGGUUUCGAAACCGAAAAAGAAUAGGGAUUUCAAAGCCGGAGUAUUCUUGUCGGCCGGCUUUGAUGCGAGCGAACACGAGGGGGCUGGUAUGCAGCGUCAUGCAGUGAAUGUACCCACAAGCUUCUUUGCCAGGUUCACAUCGGAUGCCGUGGCAUUGGCGGAGGAAUACUGUCAUGGGAGGGUUUUGAGUGUCCUUGAAGGUGGCUACUCUGAUAGAGCGCUAACUACCGGUGUGCUUGCCCACAUGGCGGGCCUAGCAUGCCCUCCCCCCGAAACCGCUAGCACGUACGUAUCGCCGUCUAUUGGUCUGACUCUGUUGCACACGCCUGUGGGAAGCUCCGGACUGGAUCGAGGCUGGGAUGCGGAAUGGUGGGGAAUGGAAAGGAUACUGGAAUUGGAGGGACAUUUUACCAAAAUGACAGCCAAGAAACCCACAGUCGAGAGGACCUCUACCUCAUACCUCUCACCAACCGCCGCGUCUGUUGCUAAAAAGAAUGAUGUUCCCCGUCGUGCCAUGAGCAAUGGCUAUCUUGAUGGCAAUACUCACAAUGGGCCGCCACCACCACCCCCGGUUAUUCCUUGGGAGGUCGCUGCUUUUGAUUUGAGUCGCAUGAUUAUUCCUGAGUAUCAGGAGUCGGUGGAGAUACCACCUAUUGAAAAAGCUGCUAAACGAUCCGGGAGACAUUCAGUAAUCGGUGUCGUGAAUCCCGACAGCACGAGGAUGACACUAAGGGACCGAAAACCGAAGCCAGCUCCGGAUACAAGCCCUGAUGUUGAUAGAGGCCGUCGUAGGAGGACGACCACUGGUAUAAUGCUGGACAGCGCUGCCACCAGUCGGGCGCCAUCUAGAGCUGUUUCGAGAGCCCCGUCCAGGGCUCCAUCAAGGGCACCUUCAAGAGCACCCUCAAGAGUGCAGACAGUGGGCGCUCCCAGUAGAGGAGUUACACCGAUUCCCCCUAGCAGAGGUACAACGCCUGCUUCUGGUGGCAGUAGCAAACAGAUUGGGUCAACGUCGGGCGGUGGGGUUACUGUUGCGGGACCGCGAAAUGUAGUUGGCAAGAAGCCCUCGGUCAUCGGGACUGACCUUACUAGGAGAGUAGUGGAUCAACACCCAGCCGCAGCGAUCCAGAAGGCGAGCUCCACUGUUAGCAGCGCGAGUAGUCUCGCCUCCUCCCCUACGGGUUCUCAGGAGCCCACCAAACCUCUUAGUGAUGACGGCGUCGAUUCUCUCACGAAGGGAAUGUUGAAAGUUAAGCUCACUUACAAGAAUCGGGAUAAGGAUAGGGCCGAACAGCUUAGAAUCUUGGAGCAGGAAAAAGAGCGGGCAGAGCGAGCAUUGGAAACGGAAAAACGGAGACUCGCGGCUAAUAACGCGCUCAAAAGUAAAGAUGGUGGUGUUGGUCGAAUGAAGGAGGCGUUCGAGAGGAACCGCACCGGCAACCCGGCUGCCGGGAGGCAUGCAGAGAAGGAAACUAAAAUGGUGGACAAUGUGGAGGUUCCUGUUGCCAGUCCCCCUAUGGAUCAAACAUUUCAUGGCGGUGAUAUCAAAUUUGCAGAUCCGUGGCAGGGGAAAUGACUGCCGCUGCCUUGUAGAGGACUGUCGUUUCCUCUGGGUCUCAUUUGUUUGGCCUACCCUCCCCCUCGCUUUUUUUUUGUUAUCACCGGUUUCCUUUUCGGUAAUGCUUGUUUCAUGUAUGUUUUGAUUCGUUCCUACUCUUAAAAUGCCUGAAUUUCUCUGGCUGGGUCGUAGUGUGGUUAUUCUAAAGUGAUACAGUAGGGGGUGUACUGGGGUUGGUCUGCUAGGGGGGGGGGGUUCUGUACUAGUUUAUUGCCUAUCGUGUUCCGGAAGUAGCCAUUCUUUUCAGGGUCAAACACUCCCGAAUCGAAGUUUUCGAGUAUAAAACUUGUUUCUCACCUUUCUAUCUCGUUCCCUUUGCUCUCUUUCCAGAACCGCCAGGGCGUCCUAAGUGUGGCGUUUUCGUUCUUUUUCUUUCACCUGUUGAUCAUUUUCGGGCUAUUUUACUUUGUAUAACUGGUCAAUUGCCGGAGCUGGAUAUUCGGACUUUUACGGACUGGGAAUUGGGAUUGUGGGGGAUGGCCGUUCUGUGUUGAUUCAGAGUUUGUAUGGUUGUCUACUGGUAGUGGGGAUAGCUUGGAGGGUUUCGUAUCUUGGGAAUCUAAUUGGAUGGAGGGGUUGUAAAUGUUC
Tuber aestivum (summer truffle) is the source of this 4151-nucleotide messenger RNA. Lineage: Eukaryota; Fungi; Ascomycota; Pezizomycetes; Pezizales; Tuberaceae. The record is from the annotation of a GenBank genome assembly.